Molecule: messenger RNA, 1083 nt
Organism: Mya arenaria
Lineage: Eukaryota; Metazoa; Mollusca; Bivalvia; Myida; Myidae
Product: ribosome-binding protein 1-like
Exons: 1
Coding region: 1-1083 (360 amino acids)
Source: RefSeq, a predicted model, not a curated record
AUGGAAGGUACAAACGAAGGACGGAAGGUACAAACGAAGGAUGGAGGGUACAAACGAAGGACGGAUGGUACAAACGAAGGACGGAAGGUACAAACGAAGGACGGAUGGUACAAACGAAUGAUGGAGGGUACAAACGAAGGACGGAUGGUACAAACGAAGGAUGGAGGGUACAAACGAAGGACGGAUGGUACAAACGAAGGACGGAGGGUACAAACGAAGGACGGAAGGUACAAACGAAGGAUGGAGGGUACAAACGAAGGACGGAUGGUACAAACGAAGGACGGAAGGUACAAACGAAGGACGGAAGGUACAAACGAAGGAUGGAGGGUACAAACGAAGGACGGAUGGUACAAACGAAGGACGGAAGGUACAAACGAAGGAUGGAGGGUACAAACGAAGGACGUAAGGUACAAACGAAGGAUGGAGGGUACAAACGAAGGACGGAUGGUACAAACGAAGGACGUAAGGUACAAACAUAGGAUGGAGGGUACAAACGAAGGCCGGAUGAUACAAACGAAGGACGGAAGGUACAAUCAAAGGACGGAAGGUACAAACGAUGGAUGGAAGGUACAAACGAAGGACGGAAGGUACAAACGAAGGAUGGAGGGUACAAACGAAGGACGGAUGGUACAAACGAAGGACGGAAGGUACAAACGAAGGACGGAAGGUACAAACGAAGGACGGAAGGUACAAACGAAGGACGGAUGGUACAAACGAAGGAUGGAGGGUACAAACGAAGGACGGAAGGUACAAACGAUGGAUGGAAUGUACAAACGAAGGACGGAUGGUACAAACGAAGGACGGAUGGUACAAUCGAAGGACGGAAGGUACAAACGAUGGAUGGAAGGUACAAACGAAGGACGGAAGGAACAAACGAAGGACGGAGGGUACAAACGAAGGACGGAGGGUACAAACGAAGGCUGGAGAGUAAAAACGAAGACUGGAAGGAAUAAAAACGAAGGAUGGAUGGUACAAACGAAGGACGGAGGGUACAAAGGAUGGAGAGAACAAACGAAGGAUGGCUGGUACAAACGAAAGACGGAUAGUACACACGAAGGACGGAAAGAACAAACGAUCGAAUGA